UUUAUUCAACAUCUUCCACGUGUCAAAAAUCUCCCAGAGUGGGUCACACAUAACGGAGAAUAAUUUUGAAAAAAUGACAGGCAACAUCAGCUUGAUUUGAUUUGAUUUUUUAUGACAACGUUAUUCCAGCAAAGACCACAAUCAAGCCUCCACUUCUGACCGAAAGAGAGAUUAUUUCAUAAUCGGCGGAGAGGAAAGGAGGUCCCUGCCGAGCUGCAUCCUCUAUCAUAUGUUAAUGAAGUUAAUGGUGGAGCUCCGGUGACAGCUGGCCGCUGAACACCAAUCAGAGAGCUCGCAGAUGGAAGGCAGUUAUGUUUGAGGCUCUGCAGGCAGGAGGUGUUUGAAGAGCCAUGUCAGCUCCUCCAGUGAUGUAAAGAAAAAGGAUCCCUUUCGCUUUUAUCCCGGUUUGAUUUUAUUUUCUCUGUGUGUGUGUGUGUCUCUCCGAGCGCGUGGGAACAUGCGCGCCGUCACUUCUCGCUGCCGGGGACUUUCUUACGCGAGCGAUGCUUCGGACUUGAGGGUGGAUCUGCUCCAACUUUUCCCCGCUGCCCGGCUGAGCUCAUGAGAGCCCCUUUCAGAGCGACGGCUUUAUGGACUCGCGUAUUAGCUAAUGAUGUCUAUGGGUUUCAUGCCUGACAGUCUGAAUGCCUCGGAUCCCUCCAAAUCGGCCUUUCUGGAGUUCGGCCACGGACACCCGGCGCACCAGCAGCACUCCUCCGGACUCUCUCACAUUUACCCGGUCCACGGCUUGCACGCUGCCGGCCACUCCCAGCAUGAAAGUCCUUUCCCCGGCAGCGCGUCCUAUGGCCGCCCUCUGGGCUACACCUACCCCGGCGCGGUGAGCUCUCACCCCCCGUCCGCUUACAUGUCCUACCAGCACAGCAAUCACAGCAACAGCGGCAGCCUGGCCCACAGCAGGUUAGAGCAGACAGAUCGCGACAAGUCCACGGUGAUCGAGGGCAGGGACCUUCGUCUGAACGGCAAAGGGAAGAAAAUCCGCAAACCUCGGACCAUCUACUCCAGCCUGCAGCUGCAGGCUCUGCACCAGCGCUUCCAGCAGACCCAGUACCUGGCCUUACCGGAGCGCGCUGACCUGGCAGCCAAACUGGGACUCACCCAGACUCAGGUGAAAAUAUGGUUUCAGAACAAGCGCUCCAAGUAUAAAAAGAUCAUGAAGCAUGGCAGCGGAUCAGAGGGGGAGCAUCUCCACAGCACCAGCUCCAUCUCGCCCUGCUCGCCCGGGCUGCCCCAGCUCUGGGAGGUCUCCAUGGCAAACAAAGGGGCCCAGAUGCACCCAAACAAUUACAUGAACAGUUUUGGCCACUGGUACCCGAACCACCACCACCACCACCACCACCCUCACCAGGACGCGGUGCCCAGGCCUCAGAUGAUGUGAGCGGGAACUGUCGCUCGGUGCGCUUGGGACGCUUCGGGGCGACGCCAGGCCGUUUGCUCAGAGCUGAGUCGUGUUUUUUUUUAUGUGUGUGUGUGUGUUUUGAUAGGACUUCCAUGUGUUUCGAGUGCGUUUUUUUUUUUCAUUCAGUUCAGACACACAAAUAUAUUUUUUAGAUUUGCUCUGAUGUCAAAGCAGACUUCACGGUGCGCAUCUCACUGACGUGGACUUUAGUGUGUGCAGUUUUAACAAGAGACUGGAUAAAGGAAUUUUAAAGAAUAUUCUGUG
Molecule: messenger RNA, 1681 nt
Organism: Acanthopagrus latus (yellowfin seabream)
Lineage: Eukaryota; Metazoa; Chordata; Actinopteri; Spariformes; Sparidae
Gene: dlx4b
Product: distal-less homeobox 4b
Exons: 3
Coding region: 611-1396 (261 amino acids)
Biological process (GO): embryo development; negative regulation of transcription by RNA polymerase II; cell differentiation
Molecular function (GO): RNA polymerase II cis-regulatory region sequence-specific DNA binding; DNA-binding transcription factor activity, RNA polymerase II-specific
Source: RefSeq, a predicted model, not a curated record